UUUCCCCAAUUAUUCCUCCCUACGCGCGAUACCCAGGCCAUAUUUUUCCCUAAUUUUCAUUUUUUGCUUUGCCUUCAUGAAUCAUUUUUAGCUCUGCUUUCACGAAUCAUUCUGCUUUACAUUUAAUUUCGCCCAGCUAUGUUCACAAAUUCACAUUUUUUUCCCAAUUCACGAUUCGCUGGCGGUAGCGGCGGUGGUGGAGAAGGAAGGCGCUGGCGGUAACGAUGGUGGUGGCUGAUUGCUCGACUCUUGCAUGUCACAAAUUUCCUCGGAUCUUUUAAGGAAAGUGAGAGAGUUGUUACAAAGAAAGAGGGAAUCGACUUUUCUAGAGAUUAUGGAUGCUUAUUUAUUGAAUGCAGCGCAAAAACUCGUGUAAAUGUGCAGCAAUGUUUUGAAGAGCUUGUAUUGAAGAUGAAGGGGAAUAAAACAAAAGUUUCUGCUUCCCAAAGUCAGGUCACAGAUUAUGAGUUACAAAGGCUUCAAAGAUUAAAGUUCAAUGCAGAAAGAAUGUAAGCCCAAGGAUCGGGAUCCUUAGCGAACAAGAUACUUCAACAAAAAACAAAAGACCUACUUUCUCCAAGUGCAAGGCAGACAGAAAAUGACUCCACGUCAGAGUACGAUGGUGAAGAGGAGGGCAAAACUAUGGAAGAUGACAGUCUUGUGUCUGGAAAAAGAAAGGUCUCAAAGAAACUACAUUUAAUUCGCACACGUAAAACGGCUAUAGUGGAGAUGAAUAGCCAAAAAAGGCAGCAUGUUGAUGACUUUUGCGACAAUAACUCUGUUGAUUUGGCCAAGCAAGUUCAGGAUCAUGGCAUCCAAAGGAAGCAGCAACAGCAGCAAGUUGGGUCAAAAAAUAAAGGCAAAAAAAGAGCAUUCUGUUCUCCUGGUUCAAUGUCAGCAUACCUUGAGUUUCGAAAACGGCAAAAAGAACACAAUGAAGUGCUUGAUGAAAGUAAUCGUUCUUUGCAUAAUUCCAUGACAGCGCAAUGAAAAUGAUGCAUUGAAUGCGAAUAACGAUAAUGAUGCCAUAUAUGAGAUCGAUGAUGAUGAUGGGCUGAAUGAGAAUGAUGAUGGGCUGAAUGAGCAUGCUGAUGUUAUUGAUAUUGAUCAUGAAGGCGAUCAAGAAUUUGACCAGCAAGAUGUAGCACAGUACGGAAUGGAAGAAACAGAAAAUGAAUCAUCUUCUAAAAGGAAAAAUCAUCGAGGUCCAACAAUGCUACGUAAGGUUCAUGCGCGUACAACAGAAGAGCGUCAAGUGAUUGUUUUGAACUCAUUGGGUCAGCCAGUUGGACCUACAAAGGAGAUUGUCCAGGAGUACAAGUUUUUUUUGGGAACCAUGGCAAGGGAUUCCGAACUGGCUCCGCUUAACUACUUUAACUUCCCAAGCCUACCCACACUUGACAAGAUAUGGAAUUACGUCCAAGAAAAGUAUAUGGUUCCUGAUGGUGGAAUAAGUUGGGUGAUGGAUGCUGUGAACAACUGUUGGAGGUAUCAUAAAUGCCAGAUCAAGAAAAAACACUUCUAUGCAUAUGAUAAUGACGCUUUAAGGUGGAAAAAUAAGCCUGAUACAAUUUCAAAUCUUCAGUUUAGAGAUCUUUUGCUAUAUUGGAAUACCGAUGAGGCUAAGAAAAUCAGUCACAACAACAAAGACAAUCGUCUAAUGUUAGAUGAUAUGCACACUUUGGGUCGUAAGUCAUUUGCCUUUUUACGCCAUGAAUUGCGGCAACAAGAUCCGGAUAAGCAAAAGCCUUCCCAAGCAAAGGUUUAUAAGGAAUCGAGAAAAAGAAGUUCUGGAAGGACAUACAAAACUAGUUGUGAAAAAUCAAAGGAGAACAUUGCCAAAAUGGAUGCUCUGGAGUCUUCCGAACAUGAAGAUGGUAAUAACUACAACGACCCUUACUACGAAGUGAUUCCUACUGCUAAACACAAAAGUCGUGUGCAUCUGUAUGGAUCGGGUGUGAAAAAGACAGAUUUGAAGAAGAAAGCGAAUAAGCCCGAUUUCAUAUUCCCAUAGGAAUUCGUAUCAAGUGUUACCACUGCAGUUUUGGCUCAACUUCGCGAGGCUAACCCUGGGAUUAAUAUUGUGAUUCCUGAUGUUCUGCUGCAAUCGACUCCGAAUGAUGCAUCCUGUGCACCAAAUCGAACCGGUAACCAUAGUGGCCAAUCUUCCAAAUCAGCUGCAGCAUGUAAUCAGGUGCAUGACGAGCUAAAUGGAGAUGAAUGAAGUACAAUGAUUAUAUAUUAUCAUCCAACAAAUGGAGCGUACACGUCAGUGACUAAUUUUUAUUUAGUUCGAGCUUGUGAAUAUUAGGAUUUGUAUUUUGGAUGAUUUUUAAUUAGUAAACUUUUAUUAUUUAUUAUUAGUUAGUAUCGGUAGUGUAACAUAUAUAUGGAAACAAUAUUUUGUAAUGUAACGUACAUAUUAUAUAUACUUCGU
Chenopodium quinoa (quinoa) is the source of this 2437-nucleotide messenger RNA. RefSeq lists its product as uncharacterized. The transcript has 10 exons. The record is from RefSeq and is a predicted model, not a curated record. Bases 1157 to 2014 code for a protein of 285 amino acids. Lineage: Eukaryota; Viridiplantae; Streptophyta; Magnoliopsida; Caryophyllales; Amaranthaceae.